This is a messenger RNA of Camelus dromedarius (Arabian camel), 4538 nucleotides long. RefSeq names its product Spi-C transcription factor (gene SPIC). The record is from RefSeq and is a predicted model, not a curated record. Gene Ontology annotation, molecular function: sequence-specific DNA binding; DNA-binding transcription factor activity, RNA polymerase II-specific. The transcript has 5 exons. Lineage: Eukaryota; Metazoa; Chordata; Mammalia; Artiodactyla; Camelidae. Gene Ontology annotation, biological process: cell differentiation; regulation of transcription by RNA polymerase II. Bases 3474 to 4223 code for a protein of 249 amino acids. Gene Ontology annotation, cellular component: nucleus.
GAUUUACAAUGUUGUGUUAGUUUCACGUUUACAGCAAAGAGAUUCAGAUAUAUAAAUAUAUUAUUUUUCAGAUUCCUUUCCAUUAUGGGUUAUUACAAGAUAUUGAAUAUAGUUCCCCAAGUCCUUGUUUAUCUGCUCACUCUUUCUUAUCCUUGGAUUUAGCUCACACACAUUCCCUUAGCAUUUUCGUGACCAUCCACUACUGUAUAUACUCACUAUCACCUUUCUGUUACUGUUUUCUCAGUACUUACUGUUAUUUAAUACUUGUCUAGUUUUCUUUAAAAAAAUUUUUUCUCAUCUGAACUUGUUGAAGGCUGUGGUCCCUGGACUCAGGACAGUGUCCAGCAGGGGAAAGAGCUCAGUAAUAUAUAUUUGUUGAAUAAAUGAACAAAAUGAAAUAAAGUGGUGUGAAAAGGGUGUAGACAAGGCGAUGGGACAUAUUAAAAACUCAUCAACAUUAGCAGUUUGGUUUUAUAUACUCUUGUUAUUUAUGGAGUCAGAUGCACUACGAGGUUGGCCUAUACUCUUGUUAUUUAUAACAUCUACAUUUCAGAAGAGGAGAUUCGUGUUUACAUUUGCAUAACAAACUUGGUCAAGAAAGUAAUUGGUCUAGAACAAUAGUCCCAUAUCAGAGGUGAGCCCAGAUUCCAACAAUGCAAAACAGAAUUUCUCUUUCCCCACCCACAAGGUUUACCAAAAAUUCUUAAGUGGUUUUCCCCCUGGCUAAAUGUGACAUCUAUUAAAAUGACAGAAGGUUACAGUUACUUAAGGGUGAUGCAGACACGACCUUUGGAAGGGAAAGUUAUUUCCACCUGGAGUUUACGCGGAUACUGGAUUGGCCUCUGAUGGAUAGGUAAGAUAAAAUGAGUAAACAGACGGAUGGACUGGGAGGGAUGCGUGUAGGUGGCGGGGGGGGGGGGGUUACCCCGCAAUUUCCGUCAGAGCCACCAAAAACCAUCCCAAAUAAACCUUCAAGCUAAGUAAGAGAACUGGACCUGCUUUGCAAAUACAGCAGCUUUAACCAUGUCCAAUCAGAUCCCACCCAUAUGCCUCUCCUAACCAUUUUGGGGCUGUUAACUGGAUCUAGGUGUAGAGAGAAGACCAUAGCCUGGACUCCAUUUCCUCUUCUUAAAUGAAUGGUGGUAAAUAAGGUUAAGGCUGGAAUCAAGAGCCUCAAAUGCCAGGGCAAGAGCCUGCACCAUUAAGAUCUCUAGGGCGAUCAGUAAAUGACCUCAUGAGUAAUGUGGUUAGAGAGGAAAGAGACCAAUGUGAGGAGGCCAGAGAGAAGGCUGUUAAUUGUCCAGGCAAAAAAGGCAACAUGGGCUCCAGAAUCACAGGAGAAUUAAUACGAACAAUUUUAAAGAAAAGAAAAAAGAAAGAUGGGACAAGAGUCAUACAGGUCAGAGGAGUCCAGUAGAGCUGUGCGGACCCGAGGCGCAGCAGCAUGUUGCUCGAGGGUUUCAAGGGGUUUGUUCUAAUGCUUUUGGCCCAUAGGAUACAAAUAUUCUGUACCUCUUCAAAAUAGUAGCCCCUUGUGUCUACUGGCCAUAUCAUGAAAUAGAAAUAAUGAAGGCACUGUAUCUUUUAAAAAAAAUCCCCUUUUGUAGCACUUCCUUAAAAACAGCCACUUAAUGCAACUCUGCCAGUGAGUUCUUGACAGUUCUUUCUUAACGAUUCUGAUGUUAAUGAAACAACUUGCUAAAGGGUUGAAGUGUCUUCCUGGUAAGUGUUUAGCUUAUGUUUUUCAAAAUUCCUUGUAGUAACUGUUAAUUUUCUUCUUUGGCCUAAUGAGUGUUUCUCACUGACGGCCUAUUCUGAUACUAAAAAUUAAGCAAUUAAAGUGAUCAAUAAUGUUUUCAAGCUUUUUCCUUCCCUUUGGGUUUGCUACUUUCAAGAGUCAUGAUGGUUUGGGGGAUAUUUUAGUCAAAGUGAGUAGUUCCAUGUAAGUAUCUAAUUCAAAGUACUACACUCAGGUUAUUUUGAUAUUAUUUGAUGAUAACUCAAGUUAUUUACUUUGGUACUUAUGAGUUGAGGCAUAAUUAAUUGAAUGUUAUUGACAUGGCCUUUUAAAAAUACAUAUACUGAUAAUAUCCAUUAGGGACCAUAGCCCAAACAGUGAUUUAUGGAUUAUUUUUCUGCUAAAUUGUUUAACACCUCCCACACUGGGAAGCUGGGUUUUUUUUUUUUUUUUUUUCCCCUAGCUUUACUGAGAUAAUUGACACGUAACAUUGUAUAAGCUUAGACUAUACAACAUGAGCAUUUGGCAUAUAUCUAUAUUGGGAAAUAAUUGCCACAGUAAAAUUAGUUAACAUACCCAUCACCUCACAUUGUUACCUUUUGUUAUGGUUUUUCUUCUCAUAUUCUCUUUUAAACGACAUAGUAAUUUCAAAGAAUAGAAUUUUGAUGUUUGACAUUAUAUUGAUGUGUUAUGGCUAUGGUAUAAUAACAGCAUUAGAUUAUAUCACCUUAUUGUAUUAUUCAGUGUUAAAGAGUAAGUUCAUUGUGUUUGCAGGAUAAAUGCUAAAAACUUGUAUAAACAGAGCUGGUUGAUGUGUUUAAUGAAAUGAUAAGGCAUGUUGGACCCAACCUACGUUCUUUCUUGUUAUGUGGAUUUGUUUGUUUUUUGUGUAGUUUUAUAGAACAAAGUUAUAAAGUUAAAAAAAACAUUUAAUGUGGGUCAGUAUGAUAAUUGUUAUUUAAAACAAAAUCUAAAUGACUUACAGAGAUAAAGUAGGUAACGUAAAAUUAUAGACUGGGGCUCUUAACCUAGGAUUUUAGAAUGUCUACGUGUGGGUUUCAGAAAGUACAUUUUAUUUGUAAUGUAUUUUAUUUUUUUGUUUUUGUUUAUUUUUGUUUUGGGAGGAGGUAAUUAGAUUUAUUUAUUUACUUAUUUUUUAAUGGAGGUACUGGGUAUUGAACCCAGGACCUCAUGCAUGUUUACCAUGCACUCUACCACUGAGCUCUACCCUCCCCCUAUGUAAUGUAAAUUCACAUUUCAUGAGAGAAAAGGCAUAUUUUUCACUAGAUUCUCAGAAGUCUAUAUGACACCAGAAAGGUUUAAAAAAAAAAAUCACACACAGACAUAAAAAUCACUGUUAUAGAGAGCCAUGCUAAAGUUAAAAGAGUUUGAUUUCCAGUAUUUUAAAAGGAUUUUGAAAUACUUAAAUAUACUCAAAUUAUUUCUGUAUUUUCAUAUAAGUUGUUUACAUAAUUAACUAUUUAGUUAUUUUAACAUUUAAAAAAUUUUAUAAUGAAAGAAAAGCAAAAAUAAAUCCUUGUAGGAAUUUCUUUAGAAAGAAAAUUUGUACUUGUCAAAGAGAAUUCAGAUGGUACUUUUAGUUUAUAUAAGGUAUAUCCCAGAAAAUAUUUUAAGGAAGGUUCUUUUAAUUUAGAGGCAAAUCAAAUAGAGACACUAUUUAAUUUUGUUUUUUAAAUAUUAAUCUUUUCCAGAAGUGCCAGUUUAUUAAUGAAGCAUGCAGGCUUGUGUUGAACAAGACAAGCUGGGUCAAGCAUUUGAAGAUGCUUUUGAAGUAUUGAGGCAAAAUUCAACUGGAGAUCUUCAGUACUCUCCAGAUUACAAAAAUUACCUGGCUUUCAUCAACCACCGUUAUCAUGUCAAAGGAAAUUUCAACAGCUGUGGUGUGCUGCCUACAGAGGAACCCAUCUAUAAUCGGAGAACAGUAAUAAACAGUGCUGCAGACCUCUAUUUUGAAGGAAAUAUUCAUCAAUCUCUGCAGAACAUCCCUGAAAACCAGCUGGUACAACCUGCUGUUCUCCAGCAAAAGGGAGGAAAAGGAAGGAAGAAGCUCCGACUGUUUGAAUACCUUCACGAAUCCCUGUGUAAUCCCGAGAUGGCGUCUUGUAUUCAGUGGAUAGAUCAAACCAAAGGCAUCUUUCAGUUUGUAUCAAAAAACAAAGAAAAACUUGCCCAACUUUGGGGGAAAAGAAAAGGCAACCGGAAGACCAUGACUUACCAGAAAAUGGCCAGAGCCCUGAGGAAUUAUGGAAGAACUGGGGAAAUCAUCAAAAUCCGGAGAAAGUUAACUUACCAAUUCAGUGAGGCCAUUCUCCAAAGACUUUCUCCAUCUUAUUUCUUGGAAAAAGAUAUCUUCUACUCACAGUAUGUUCAACCCGACCAAGGAUAUCUCAGUUUAAAUAACUGGAAUGCAAAUUAUAAUUAUACAUAUGCAAAUUACCAUGAGCUAAGUCACCCUAAUUGCUAAAUGCACUCUUACAUUUCAAUUUUCUAGCAUUGGAAAUUCCUACAAAUUUUAGGAUUUUUCACUUAAAGCAAAUACUGAAGAAAAAAUAACUUUAUUAUUGCUGUCUUUUGUGAACUAGUACAUAAUCUCUACUAACUUGAGAAAUUUUGCCAGUGAACAACUUUAAAAUGAUCAAGUCUCAUUUGAAAGUAUAGACUAAAUGUCCUUCCUCUAACCAUUGUCUUUGCAAUGCUUUCUUCUAGAUUAAUAAUGCCAGUAGAGAUUAUUUGAUUUAUAUAUUGAUUUAAACAUUGUUUUCCUGUCAUACACUCAGAC